Messenger RNA from Chara braunii, 8949 nucleotides. The record is from the annotation of a GenBank genome assembly. NCBI's taxonomy places the organism in Eukaryota, Viridiplantae, Streptophyta, Charophyceae, Charales, Characeae.
UGGUAAGCAUCAAAGAGUGACUUAGUGCAGAUUGUGUACAGUUUUGUAGCUUAUGAGCGAUAGGGAUACCACUAGCGAGGACGACCGGAUCUUGCGAUCGGCUAGACGCUCGAUUGUCCACGUGGCAUUAGGACCCGAGGGUGAUAGGUUACUGUUCCGCCAGCUUAGGGAGAGGCAACAGCAGCAGCGGAGAGCUAGGGCAGCGGAGGCCAGCAGGGCAUUCGCAAGUGAAGCCGCUGCUUCAGCAGCCAUGGCAACCGCUGCGCAGAAUCAGUUGGCAGGUGAGGCCAACAUCAACAUGCACAACUUCCCCUCGUUUAGCAAGAAGGCCCUAGACUUGGAAGCAAAGAUAGGGCAUGGUCAGACACCCACGACGGAUGGUAGGAAAAAGUCACUGCCUUCCAACUGGAAAGCAAAGGGACGCAUCAUGUUCGUCGACAACGAUGGUUCCACCAUCGAGUUGGACAACGACUUCCAGGCGGGAGUGGGUUUAGAGGCUGGCAGCGUAGAAGCUUCAGGGGGUGGAGUAGUUGUUGUCGUAGCUCAAAAAGGUAAGGCGACCGGUAGACGUCGUGGAGGUUCCCGGUCUAGGAGUCAAGUUGACCCCAAUGCUCCUCCAUGGGAGAAAGCGGGUCUCAGUGAGGACGUGUGGAGAGAUCGGUACACGCGGCAGGCUUGUAUCCGUUGUGGUCAAUAUGGCCAUAACCAGUUCCAAGUGCCGAAACAAAAAGGUGACCGAAAAGAUCCCACCUACGAUGGGGCAGGCGUUGGGAUCCUCCGCUCCCGUCAGCAACAAUGUGGCCAGCAGUUCUGGCACUGCUCCGGGAAACGCGUCGGGCCAGUAGGAAUAGUAGCUGCUCCUGCUGGGGUCGAGGUGGUGGACACACCCUCACCAGCUCGAGAGAUGGCCCAAGCUAUUGACUCCAUCGAUGUCCCGCAAACACAUUCAGACCCAUCGAGCCUCUGUUCGAUGAAUGUGUUUGAAUCCUUAGAGGAGCUAGACGAGGAGUGGUCUAGAUCAGACCUCCUAGCUUCUUGGAUGACAUUAGCUAAAGCCCCUAAGGGAGAGAAGUUCGUCGGCGAGGUAGUCAUCGGCGCCCGCAAGGCCGGGGCCUAUUAUGACACUUGCCCAACAAGGAACUUCAUUAGUUACGCGUGCGUUGAGAGACUGCGCUUACAGGGGCAAGUGCAGCGCCUGAGUCAACCUGUGGAGUUGCCCAACAAACAGUGCAUGGUAGUUAAUGACUACCUCCAGGAUGUCGAGUGUUGUUUCCCGUACGGGGGAGGGGAACUCCGACAUCGCGUCUCGUUCCUAGUCAGCGAUGAUCUCCCAAUUGAUAUCUUGUUGGGUAUGUACUAUCUUUCGGUUGCACAGCCCCAGUUUGACUGGGACCGAAAAGUGGUCAAGCACAUUUUUCCAGGUGGAGGGACCGCCAGAUUACGUAAGUUUAAGGCUAGUAGUCUGAUCGAGUCCUACGGAUGCAUGUGUGCCGCCGCGUUUUACAACUUUUAUGAGCAAGAUCCGGAGGAGGGUAUGUAUCUAGUUUGUCUCUGCAGGAGGCGAGCCGGUGGAAAGGGGGAGGUCGUCCACGCUAUAGAGAUUAUCCCAGGGUCUAGCAUCUCGAAGGGGAGGAUCUAUCGGAUGUCUCCAGGCGAGCUUGACGAGCUUCGCCGCCAACUCAAGGAACUCAUAGAGAAGGGUUGGAUCCGGCCGAGUGUCUCCCCUUAUGGAUCUCCAAUCUUAUUUGUGUCGAAGAAGGGGGGAACUUUGAGGAUAUGCAUUGAUUACAGGGGCCUCAAUGCCAUCACUGUGAAGAACCGAGAGCCCCUGGCACGCAUCAACGAUUUGCUAGAUAGAGUGCAAGGGCGUCGGUACUCAAGUAAGAUAGAUCUGAAGUCCGAGUACCAUCAAAUUGCAAUAUGGCGCAAGGAUCAUCACAAAACCGCUUUUCAGACCAGGUACUGUCUAUACGAGUUUGUGGUGAUGCCUUUCGGCCUUUGCAAUGCUCCUGGCACCUUUCAGCACGCUAUGAAUCGGAUCUUUCAUGACUACUUUGAUAAGUUUGUCAUUGUGUACCUCGAUGACAUACUUAUUUUUAGCAGGAUUGUCAAGGAGCACAUUGCGCACUUAGAUAAAGUCCUCACUCUCCUUCGGCGGCACAAGUUCAAGAUCAAUGGAGAGAAAUGCGAGUUUGGUCGCACCCGGAUUUUGUACUUGGAUCAUGAGAUUUCCGCGGAGGGUUUGAAGCCCGAUGACGCGAAGGUGGCCAGCAUUUGUGACUGGCCGCGUCCUCAGUCUGUGACUGAGAUGAGGUCCUUCUUAGGGAUGAACGGCUACUAUUGCAAUUUUGUGAAGAACUAUAGCAUAGUUGCCGCCCCUUUGACGGACCUAACUCGCCUUGACACCCCAUGGGACUGGACAUACAAGUGUGAGGCUGCUUUCAGACAUCUGAAGCAUGCGUUGACACACCAUGAGGUCUUGAAACUUCGUGAUUCUGACAAGCCAUUUAUAGUUACCACUGAUGCUAGCCAAUAUGGCAUAGGCACCGUGCUCGCGCAGCAGGAGGGCCCAAAGUUGAGGCCAGUGGAGUACAUGUCCAAAAAGAUGCCCUCUCAGAAGUUGGCCAAGUCCACCUAUGAGAAGGAGUUGCACUCGACUUAUAAAGCGCUAACCCACUGGAGGCACUAUCUCCUUGGGAGGGAUGUCCGAUUCACCAGUGAACUGUGGAAGGCCGCGGCUGCCGAACAAGGAACGCAGCUGCAGAUGACAUCUGGGAACCAUCCAGAGGCAAACGAACAGGCAGAGCAAAUGAACCGAGCUGUUCAACACUUGCUAAGGCAUUACAUUAAGCCUAAUCAAGUGGACUGGGAUGAGAAGCUUGCUCUCAUCGCCAGCCUAUACAACAACACAGUUCAUAGUGCCACGGGAUCCAGGGGAGGCGUGCAGCUCGAACCCCCCGGCCCCACAGGCCCAGCAGGAGGGUUCCACUGCGACUUCUAUGGGACCCCUCGACGCUGCACCAGUCCGGCAGCAAGGAGAGACCAUGACGNACAGGCCCAGCAGGAGGGUUCCACUGCGACUUCUAUGGGACCCCUCGACGCUGCACCAGUCCGGCAGCAAGGAGAGACCAUGACGGCCUUCCUGGCCCGCCUGAGCACAUAUAUGCAGCAAGUCCAAGAGGAGCAGCAAUGCGAGGCGGCAGCCGAAGCCGCACGCCUUAAUGCCAUUGCACACGCAGAAGAGCAACGACUCCGGCAGCAAGCUGACGCAGCUGCCAACCACAAGAAAGCUCGAAGAGAUGCCGCGUCUGUCCUCAUGCAGCAGGAAGCCGCUCAUACCGCCGCACUCCAAGCAUGGCAUGUUCAUCGGGCGGAAACUACGGAACCAACUACGGAGGACCAGACUAAGUCAGCUGUCGCCAGCAUGAUGCACCAAGUCGUCCUCACUUGUAACUGGCAACAAGUGGAGCUGGCUCGGCAGGCACGUACCAUCACCAAGUACGAGAAGACUCUCAAGAGCCUCCACGCCCGCCUUGAUGUGCUGGAGAAGGAUGAUGAAACGAAGUUCACGUGUAGAGUAGAUACCCGGGGUGGUGCCUCAACCAAGCCCUACACGAAGGAAGAGGAGGAAAAGAUGGCCGCCAUAUUGAAGGAGAGGCAGGAGAAGAAAGAGGCCAAGAAAAGGGCCCUGAUGGAGGCACAAGCGGCGAAGUUGAAGAUGAUAGAGGAGGAGAUGGCCAGAGAAAAGGAAAGAUUGAAAAAAGAAGAAGAGGAGAAACUAAAAGAGGUGGAAGAGGAAGAGGAGGAGGAUGAGCAGCCACUGGAAAGGAGGAGAGAGCAACGAGGGCAGUACACCAUGUAUAUCCCCAAGGACGAGCAGGAGGCUGCCAUGAAAGAAUGGGAGGCAGAAAGAGAUGCUUUGAAGCGGCAGGCGAUGGAAGAUGAGAAGAGAAUGGAGUGGAAGUUAAGGAUGAUGAGGGAGAAGAAGAAGAGGGUGGACGCAGCAAGUGCAGCGGUCAAAGAGUUGGAGGAGGUGCAGAAACUGAGUCUACAAUUGACCCCUCAAGUGGACCUCCAACGUAAGGUAGAGAUCAUUGCCCACAGUGUCGAGCGCUUGGCUCGAGUGCAGGAAGAACAGUACGAGUUUAGUCGAAGUCAGGAUAUGGUCGUGCACUCGAUGCGGAUGGGAUUUCAAGACUUUGGUCGCGAACUGGUAGGCGCUGUAGGUGCCGAGGUGAACCAUCGCCUCGAGAAGACCGAAAGAUUUUGCGGCGGCGCCAUUGAAGGCGUCAAGGCGACAGCUCCCAAGGAGGAAGAGGCACGUCCUCGUAGGGAGCCAAUCAAGGUCAAGUUCCCCGAUUCCUACAGUGGAAAGAGGGAAGAGAACUUUGACAAUUGGGAGGCCAACGUGAAGACCUAUGUGCACUUGCAGCAGGUCUCCCCAGAUCAGCACGUGUUGAUAGCCAUUCAUGCGCUUAGAGAUGAGGCAGCCAGUUUCACGAGGUCCCUAGUCCGCUCUGCCAACUGCAACGAUGAUGCAGUUGCCUACUCUUCAUUCACCCCCCUCGUAGAUUUCAUGAAAUUGUUGUGCGAGCAAUUUGCUGACGUCGCCCGCAGUGUCAAAGCCUCAGAUAGGCUUCAGACCAUCCAUUCUCGGCAAUGGAAGAGUGCCAGGGCACUCAAGGGUGUUAUGGACGAUUGGGUGGCUGUUCCUGACCACGGGGUCUCAGAGACCCAGUUGGUCAACCUCUUCUACAGGGCUAUGCCCGAAUCGCUGCGUGGCCACUUCUUUGCGAAAAGUCAAGACCCCGCCAUGACGUACGAUGCACUCAGCAGGGAAGUGGUAGCCUUUGAGGCAAAGUCUGUGUCAGUUUCCACUUUCUGGCACAAAGACUUAGAUAAGGGAAAGAAGUGGAAAGGUCGCACUAUCUCAGGGCAAGUUAAGACCAAGGAUAGUCUUGUCCUUACCUUAGACGAAGGUAGUGCAGACGAGAUCCCCUACGAACAGAUUGAGUGGGGGUUAGAGGAUGAGGACAGCAGUGUAAGUCAGGGGAGAACUUAUGCUGCUGUCGCGGCUGGAGGGAGGCCGCAAGGAGGAGGACGAGGCCAGGGCCAAGGGGGCCGAGCCCCGGGGAACCGAUCUCAAGGCGAUCAGGGGGUUGGCGGCAGGAGAGGGAACCGCCAAGCGGGAGGCAGGGGUCAAGGUCCCCUGCAAAACCGUUCUGGGAAUAGGUCUCCUUAUAGGAGAGGUGGAUGGCACCGAGGGCUACUGCAGGAUCGUGGAGAAGGCGCGCGAAGCCAACCGAAUUUUGUGGAAAAGGGCAAAGUCCAGUGGCCGCGGCAAGUCGCUGCUGUCCAAGGAACUGGACAAGAGAACGACCAGGCGAUGACUCACGAGUCUAGUGAAGGAGACAGAGUCAACGCCCUUCCGCCACGACGCAACAACAACAAGAAGGCGAAAUCUGCAUCAACAACGGAAGUCGGACAACCGAAUGAGCCAUGGUACCAACGCUUCAUCGGAGGAUACGCACGGAUCGCCGCACCUUUGUCCAGAUUGCAGUCUCCACAGGUGCCCUUCCAGUUCACCGACGAAGUCCGCAGUUCGUUCCAGAAAUUGAAGACGGCGUUGCUCCUCGCUCACAUCUCGAGUAUCUACGAUCCCACCUUGCCUACGAGAGUGACUACAGACGCUUCCGGCUACAGCAUGGGUGCACUUUUGGAACAACACGACGGAGUAGACUGGCAUCCGGUUGAGUACUUCAGCCAAAAGGUGCCUCCCAUCAACUCCGUUGAUGAUGCGCGAAAGGAGGAGUUGCUUGCGAUCGUCACGAUACUCAAGCGUUGGCGACACUUCCUCCUCGGGCGUCGUAGGUUCACUUGGGUGACGGAUAAUAACCCAUUGACCUACUACAAGACGCAAGACAUGUACCACGACUCGAGCCUCGCCGGCCACCUCGGAGUCAACCGUACGAUCGCAAGACUUCGGCAGCGAUUCUGGUGGCCUGACCUCAUUAUCGACGUCACUCGAUAUUGCGACUCUUGUGAAGUUCGCCGACGAAUCAAACCCCGCAAUCGCAACCCCUACGGUGAGUUACGCUCGUUGCCUAUUCCACGGGAACCCGGCCUCUCCAUUGCCAUGGACGUCACUGGGUCAUUCCCUCGCGAAGUCACGACCGUUGACCGUUUGAGCUUUCUUCCUUGCAAGUACCACGCCACGACUUCAGAACUUGCACGCCUCUUACACACCGGCUGGAUUUGCGGCCACGGCGUUCCGGAAGACAUCGUCAGCGACCACGACACUCGGUUCAUGUCGGCAUUUUGGACCUCGCUCAUGAAAGAGUCCGACACCGAGAUGAAACGAAGUUCGGCUCGGCAUCCGCAAACGGACGGGCAGACGGAGCGGGCACAUCAAACCGCUCAAGUAAUGCUUCGCACACUCAUCCGUAUGGAUCAGAAGGAUUGGGUGGACCGCCUUCCCGACAUCGAGUUCGCCUACAACACUUCUGUGUACCCGGCGAUCGGUGUGACUCCGUUCGAGUUACACCACGGUGGCCGGAAGGGCCGCAUCUUCGCUGAUCUUCCUUUUCCAAGGACUGCUGACAUUGACGCCGCUUGUUCGCCCGCCUUCGUUCGGAAGUAUAGGGACUUGCUGGAUAAAGCCCGCGCCAACAUGCAAAAGGCUCAAGUCCGCAUGCAACAGCAACCCAACAGGCGUCGCUGGCCAUGCCCCAUCCGCCCCGGCAACCUUGUUUGGGUCUCCACGGAAGAGUUUGCACUCGAACAGGUUGUAUCCCGCAAGCUACUUCCAAAGUGGUUUGGACCAUGGCCUGUCACAUCAGCCGCGGGUGAUGAGCCCUAUGGCCCCUCGUUUGUGAUCGAAAUCCCGCCGUAUCUCACGGUGCACCCGGUUUUCCACGCCUCCAAGCUGGCCACUUAUACACCAGCCAAGAGUGACGACUUCCCGGGACAACGAUCACAAGACCCUCCUUCCAUGGAUGGUCAUCAGGAAGUCGACCGCGUCAUCACGCAUCGCAAGCACGACAACAAGCCUAUGCAGUACAAAGUCACAUUCAAGUGGUGUGACCCCGAUGACACGGGAUGGAUUUCCCGGGCAGCUUUGCAAGCCUCCGCUCCUGACAUCUAUGCUCAUUACGAGAAGAAAGGGCUAGCGACGGAAGCUGCACAGCCUCCCACCCGGACCUCAGUCCCUCCCUCCACCAGACAGCUUCGCCCUCGCAGUGACAGCCAUCUCCUUAAAUGCCUCCUGAUCAGCAGUAAGUCGGUCUUAAGUCAGUCAGGGGGUGAGAGUCUAAGUGGUGAGGAGUGGAACAGUCAUCUAGAAGCACAGGCGGCAAAGAAGAAGAAGCUUGAGGAAGAGAUGGAGAGGGUGAAGAGGGAAGAGGAGCAGCUUAAAGAAGUAGAAGAAGAAGUGGAAGAAGAGGAGAUACCCCUGUUGAGGAUUGGGAGGAGAGAAGAAAAAGGGGAAUCCAGUGGGACCAGUGAGGAUGAGAAGAAACUGGAGAAGAUGGUUUCAGAAUGGGUGGCUAACUUAUCUCUGGGGGAGGAUGAAGAAGCAUUGAUGACCAUUCCCCAGGACGAGAGGGAUGCUGUUGUUGAAGAGAUAAAGGCCUUAGAAGACCGGUUAGAGCAGCAGGCCUUGGAGGAGGAGAAGAGAAUGGAGUGUAAAUUGCGAUUGAGGAGGCAGCGAAGGAGGUGCAUAGUUUCAGCUAUUGAAUUGGAGAAGGAAUUAGCUACCGCUGCAGAACAGCAUACGCAGGCGCUGGCAAAAGAGGACGUUCAGACUGAUCAGUUUUCGUACUGUGGACUGGUAGCUCGGCGGGGAUACGCCCACCGAAGGGAGGUGACAGCUCCUGUAAGGUGGAGGAGCGGGUGCGAACUGGUGAUGGGGGUGGAGGAGUCGAUCGUGGUGAAGCAUGCGAGAGAGGAGGUCAGCAAGGGGCAUGUCGGGUUCGUGGGCGAUGGCAGUUGCAAGAUCUUUGUGGCAUACUCGCUUGAUGCGGGAGAUGAACGCAAAGUCGGGAAUGACGGUGGUGGGGAGGUGAUGGUGGAGGGAGCGGAUGUGUUGGACGAAACGGUUUGUGGGACCGGUCUGGCGGAGGUGGCAGAUUGUUCGAGGAGUGGAGGAGGUCGAUGGGGGGGUGUUGAUGGAGGCGGCUGUGGAGGAGGGAGUGGUUUGCACUGUGGAGGAGUGAGUGGUUUGCGUUGUGGAGGAGGGAGUGGUUUGCGCUGUGGAGGAGGGAGUGGUUGUGCUGUGGAGGAGGGAGUGGUUUGCGCUGUGGAGGAGGGAGGUGCAGCCGUGGUGACGACCGUGACGGAGGGGAUGGUCCCUUCGAGCGUGGUGACACGGUCGCAUAUGGACGACAUGUUGGCCUUUAUGUCGUCGAGAGAGGCGGUGACGAAGGUUUGGAAGGUGUUGAGUGCGUGGAGGAUGGUGGAGAGGUCGGGGGUGGCGGUGUUUGCUGGUGGUUGUUCGCAUGCGGGGUUGCGGGCGAUGCUAUUGACCGAGUCGGUGCGGAUGUCAGACAUAUUGAUGGAGGAUGCGGUCAUGUCGGGGGAAGAGGGGGUGGAGGACGCUGCCGGAACGGAUGUGGAGGAUACCGCAGCAGCGGUGGUGGCGGCAGCAGCGGCGGGGGCGGCGGCGCGUUGGGAGUUCUUGGUUUGGCGUGGUGGCAUGUGGGGAUGGGGGGGACAAUUUCUAUUUACAAGAAUGGAGCGUAAAUUAAUUUGAAUUUAUUCGAAACUGAUUUGCGAGUGUAUUUUUCAAGAAAACACGAAAGCAAAAUUUUCAGGAAUUUCCAAAUGACGAAAAAGAAUAAUUCAUUUUGAGAAAAAUAAAUUUCGACGAAAUYUAUUUGGAUUUACGUUCGGGGUAAAAUUUUAUAAUUUCGAAAAGGGGUGAUUAAUUCCGAGUAAAAGAGAUUAAUUCAG